Messenger RNA from Trypanosoma grayi, 1248 nucleotides. RefSeq lists its product as hypothetical. The record is from RefSeq and is a predicted model, not a curated record. Gene Ontology annotation, molecular function: short-chain carboxylesterase activity; monoacylglycerol lipase activity. The coding region runs from base 1 to 1248 and encodes 415 amino acids. The transcript has a single exon. NCBI's taxonomy places the organism in Eukaryota, Euglenozoa, Kinetoplastea, Trypanosomatida, Trypanosomatidae.
AUGACAAGGUUCAUCUAUAAGGCAGCAUUUUGGGUUGUGCACUCUGUGACCCAUGUGGUGUAUAUCUGCGUUCCACGGUUUAUACAGGUCUUGCUUGGGCUGUGGAAGUCGAAUGACUCGAAAGGAACCACCCAACACAUCGCAGUUGUAGCUAUGGGAGCGACCACAAAAACUUUUUUUUCCCUUGAACACAUUUCUUGUGUCUCGUAUACCGCACCGCUUUACAAUGGUCACAUUAGCACCGUUCUGUGCGCGCUGCGUCCGCCGCGGCCAAUUGAAUACACUCGGGAGAUUGUCAACGGUGUAGAUGGUAAUCCCAUCUGCUUGGACUGGCUUCUGGCGGACACGCUAACUGGGUCUGCAAAUGGCAUCCUUAUCAUUAUCCCGGGUCUUGCUUCCUGGUCACAGACAAACUACGUACAGCAUUAUGUUUGGCACGCGCACGAAAAGGGCUUUCAUUGCUGUGUUUUUAAUACAAGAGGUAUGGGCGACACGCCGCUGACGCAACCACGAAUCAUGUCUGCGACGUGGACAAGUGAUAUCCGUUGGGUCACUCACACCACUCUGACCAAGGCUGCGCUGUCAUUGAGAUUUGGAUCCGCGGCUGCAAAGGUAUGGGCUGUUGGCUUUAGUUUGGGGGGUAUCAUCCUGUCAAAGUUUCUUGCAGAGGAGGGAGAAAAAACAACCCAGGAGCACCCAUUCGACGCCGCACUUAUUAUCAAUAGCCCUCUCGAUGCGCUGGCAUCAAGUGCCAAUAUGAUGCUACCAAAGAAUGCACUAUACCAAAAGAAUUUGACGGCUGGGCUUCUGCAUUAUGUUCAUCGCCACAAGGAAGUAGUCAAGUAUCUUCCAGGUAUCAAGGAGGAUAGCUUCCGCAAAGACCCAGUUGAAUUCUUGAAGAAAAUAAAAACUGUACGGGACUUUGACAAAUACAUCAAUGCCCCUCAUAAUGGUUUCUCUAGUCCUGAGGAGUACUACUCUGCUGUAAACGCGCUUGUAACACUCCGAAGCUGCAAAAUUCCAAUGCUAUGUGUAAUUACCAGCGACGACCCAGUCACGGGUGAGCCACCAGAAGAGCAAUUGAAAGAUUUGGUCAGCGCGAACAAUUUUGUCGCAAUUCUGGAGUUUCCUUGUGGAGGCCACUUAGGGUAUAUUGGAACCCCCGCUGAUGAGUGGAGAGGAGGGCCAUCAAUAAUGGAAGUCGUCACAACAAAUAUAUGUAUGGCAUCUCAAAGAAAUGAGUUGUGA